AUGAGCUCAGCGAAGGCUCCGCCGCUCUCCGCCGAUGUUUCGCUUGACUUUCAAGAUUCGGCGAAAACAGUUCCAUUAAGCCUGAACAGCCCUAAAACUACAGUAAGCAAAGAAGAUUGUCAACUUUUGUCACCGAAAAAAGCAAAGAAGCUGGCAAAGUACAUCAAAGACUCUAUUGAAUCCCCAAACAAUGACAAAUCGACCAAGAAAGCGGUCGAUUUGGAACGAUAUGAAAGGAUGUUGUUGUUGCUGACUCAAGUAGGAUAUCUGCCUGUGGCUGCUUCUAUGUUAUCUACUACUUUCUUUGAACCUUCUAAGGUGAGUUAAGCUUGAAAUGAAUUUUAUAGCCUUAGCCCUAGUCCAGAGCCCUAGCCAAGAGCCCUAGCUCAGAGCCCUAGCCCAGAGCUCUAGCCCAGAGCCUUAGCCCAAAGCCCUAGCUUUUAGUCCUAGUCCUGAGCCCUAGCCAUAACCCUACCAUGCCAUGCCAUGCCUCGUCUUGCCUUGCGCUGCCGAGUCCAGCCUAAAUCGGCCCUGCCUAAACUAGUUCAGCCUAGCACGGCAAGCACAACCCAACUUAGCUCAGUUUAGCCCAGAUUACCCUAUCCCAACCCAGUUUAGACCAGCUCGACUUAGCUCAGCCCAGAAAAGUUUAGCUAUGCCCAGUCCAGUUCAGCUCAAACCUUUGCGCUAGCCCAAGCCCAAAUCUAGCCCUGGCCCAGAGCCAUGACCCUGAGCCCUAGGCCAAAGCCAUAGCCCAGAGCCAUAACCCUGAGCCCUAGGCCAAAGCCAUAGCCCAGAGCCUAGGCUCUAUCCCUAGUUUUUGUCUAGCUCAUGCUUAUGAACAUGACCAUGCCUUAGCCCUAGUUCAUGCUCUAGUUCAAACCUUGGCCCAUGACUUAGCCUUUACUAUAUUACUUGCCCUAAAACAUGCUUAUGGCCAUGCCGUGACUCUAGUCCAUGCUUUUGUAUUUACCUAGCCCAAGCUUGUGACGAUACUUGUCUAUAAUGCUCACAUAUAUUACAGUACGUUUAAAUGGAACUUUCAGCACUUUUGCCAUUUAAUAAUCAACCGAACCUACGAUUUACCUGCCCUACAGUUCAAAGCCUUCGAAAGCGGUGAAUUCUACUCAUUGCUUUUCGAAUGGCAAGAAAUUUGCAUAAAUUCAUCAUGGAUGGUGCGAAUAUCGACCGCCGUGAUGGUCGGAGCUGUCUUGGGAGCAUUUUCAGCCGGAUUUUUGGCUGACUUUUUUGGCCGAAAGCCGGUGGUCGUUUGUUCAUUGUUAUGCUUGACAUUAGCGAACAUUACAUUAGUAAUGGUUGGUAGUGUAUCACCUGUAUUGGCAUUGUUCAUAUUUUUCUGGAUGGGCUGUGCUUCGGGCGGAUAUAUGGUUACUAAUGUGGUCUUUAUCAUCGAGGCUGUUAAGGUAGGUUGUAGUAUAAUAUAUUUCUAUAAAGGGGGUAGAUAUAGAGUAGAAUGACAAUGGGUAUGGUAUGUAGAUGGGCAUUGCCAUACGCAAAAGCAUGGUUACAUACAUGGGUUAAGGCUAGAGUCAGGACUAUGAUUAGGAACUAGGGCAUGGGCUAGGAUAUGAGCUAAGACAUGGGGUAAGGCAUGGGCAUGCACAACAUAGUCAUAAGCAUGUACUAGGACAAGGUUUAUGACAAGGGUUAGGUCUUAGGCUAGGGCUCGGGCAUGGAAUCUGACAUAGGCUAAGGCAUGAACAUGCACAUGAACAUGGUCAUAAGCAUGAGCAAAUGCAUGUUCAUAGCCAAGGGCUAUAAAGGGAGGGCUAGGUGGGGCUUGGUCAUGGGAUACGGCAUGGACUAGAGCAUGGACUAAGGCCAGAGCUACGACUACAAGUAGGGCUACAACUAGAGCUAGGGCUCUGGGCGAGGGCUCUGAGCUAGGGCUCUGGGCUGGAACUCUGGACUAGGGCUCUGGACUAGGGCUCUGGGCUAGGGCUCUGGGCUAGGGCUAGGGCUCUGGACUAGGGCUCUGGGCUAGGGCUAUGGGCUAAUGCUCUGGGCUAAUGCUCUGGGCUAAAGAUGUGGCCUAGCGAUAGGUAUGAUGGCCUUUCUUAGUAGUACCGUAUACCUUUUACAAUUUAUUUAAAAAAUGUUUUCAGAGUGAACGAGAACGACUAGUAGUAGCAUCACUAAACGGAUGGCCUAUUGGAAUGCUAUUCACUGCAAUUGUCAGUUACUUGGCCAAACAGCAAAAACUUUAUUACCUAAUAACCGCUGGGACGUCUUUAGUCAUCGCUGCUUUGUUGGUAAGAUAUUAAGUUGUUCACAUAAUUCCGAGCCCUCUGAAGUUGUUCAAAUAAUUUUGAGCCCCCUAAGAUUGUUCAAAUAAUUCUGAGCCCCUUAAUUUUGUUCAAAUGAUUCUGUGCUCUCUAAGUUUUUCAAAUAAUUUUGAGCCACUUAAUGUUGUUCAAAUAAUUCUGUGCCCCUUUAAGGUUGCUCAAAUAAUUCUGAACCCCACUCAAAGCAAAUUUUUAGAAUUAGAGGGCGCAGAAUUAUUUGAACAACCUAAUACUAUACUUAAAAAACCAAAAUUUAAAAAUUUUUUUCUCAAAAUUUAAAAAUUUUUUCCAAAUUUAAAUUUUUUCAUUUUUAUUUUAUUUUGAUUCAUCACAAUUUUCAAAAUAAAAAUUUUAGCAACUUUCCUCCUUCGAAUCAGUGGGCUGGCUAACAAACCAAAACGAGUCAGCCAAGGCCGCCUGUGUCCGACGGCAGAUCAAAAUUCGCAAUAACCGAGGGAAUUGGCACAAUUUAAGCUUGAGAUCAUUCAAAAAUGGCACAACGUGUAGUGGAAUCAUUCGAAACGCCGAAAGCGACCCUCAAUUGCCCUUCAAAUCACCAGAAUUGAGCUUGAAAUGCUCGAAAUGCGAAGGAAAAGUUCCGGUCGAUAAAGUGGUCGAUAAUGUGAAAAACUAUGGAGAACACACUGACAAUGUUCAAAAUGGCAUAACUCGACCGGUCGAUAAGGAAAACGAACUUAAAACCGAGAAAAGCAGAAAAUUUUGCUCUGAAAACGGUCAAAAUGAAGAAAUUUGCUCUAAAAGUUGCCGUAACUUAACGGACAAUGAUGAAAAUCAACUGAAAAUUGAUGUCAACAAUACUGCAAAGACUUCUAAAGGUACUAUUAAUUUAAAGGACAACAACAUUUUACUGGAUAACGGAAGCAAGACCAAUAUUCUACUCGACCAAGCAGAUUUUCAGCCCAAUUUUGAUGACUUUUCGACCAAAAUUUGUCAAAAUAUAGUUAAUGAAGCUAUUACAUCACACGAUGUUGUAUGUAAAAAUGAUGAUAAGAGUGUGUUAAAUGGUACUCAAUGCUUAGAAUGUCAGGUUAGAGAUGAAGAACAUAACAAUUCAUGUUUUAACAUCAACUACAGUGAUGUUGAUCAUGGUGAAGAUAGAAAAGUUGAUGGAAAUGAUUGCAAAGGUAAUGUAGUUGGCUGUAAUGAUAAAGAUGAUGAUGUAGACGAUAUGUAUGGCCAUUUAUUACGCAGUAAACCCAAAACGACAGACCAAAAUACCCUACAAAAUGAACUACAACAAGACCAGUCAGACCUACGACAAGAUUCACAAAAAGACAAAUUACUUCAAAAUACAGUAACCCUCGACUCUCAAAACGACUCAUCUGAUGAUAUAUACCAAGCUACAACUAUAACACCGACAAACAUGACAGAUGAAGAUCAAAUUCUAGAGUUAGAGAUGAAGAAACAGUCAACAAUGACAUACCUUGAUCUUUUCAAAUAUUCGACUAUAAGACGGCCACUAAUUGCGUUACUGUAUUGCUUUUUGUCAUCAUCGGUGGUGUCAUUUGGUUUUUACUUUAAUACGGAUUACUUACCUGGCAAUCGAUAUUUGAACUUAGGGCUAAUGGGCCUUUUGAAGUUCACUUUAGGCUUAAUUCCUUUCUUUUUCUCUUAUCUGAUCUCAAAGAAACUGAUCAUUCUGCUUUCAGUUGGUAAGUAAAUAUUAUUGAGUACCCUACACUAUCCUACCCUACCCUACUUUACAGUAUGUUCUUCCAUACAGUAAACCCUAUCUUACAGUAUGCUUUAACCUACAGUACGCUUUAUUUUAUAAUAUACCUCUUCCUACAGUAUACUUUGUCCUACCCUACCCUAGAUUUUGCCCUUUUUUCCCCCCACCUCACUCUGCCUUACUUUACCCUAACCGUACCCCACGCCCUGCCUGCCUUAACCGGGUUCUACGCCCUGUCAACUUCUGCCCUUCCCUGCCUUUUGUUACAGUUUCACGUUACUUUUCUCUACCCUACGCUGACCGCCUUUACUUUACCCUAGGCCUCCCAACCCCUAAAUUUGCCCUGUCCUCCUUAAAGUCAAACUUUCAUUUCCAGGAACGGCCUGUGCCUGUUGCUGGUCGCUAAUAGCAGCUACAACAAUACUGUCGCUUAACGACAGCAUUGUGGUUACUGUAAUGGGUUUAAUGGUGACAGCUUCAAUGGAUCCGACUUGGAAGAUUAGUCAUUUAUACUCGGUAGAGUUGUUUCCAACUGCUGUGAGAAACAUGGCCAGAGGGGCUUGUAAUGUCACUGCUAGGCUUGGCAGUAUGAGUGGGCCAUUGGUAAGGUUUUUAAAAUAGAAAAGCAGGGUAGAUUAAGGUAUGGCAGGGUAGGUAAGGCAAGGUAAAGCAGAAUAGGGUAAGGUAAAGUAGUGUAGGGUACGGUAGAGCAAGGCAGGGUAGAUUAUGACCAGAUAGGAAAGGGCAAUCCACAGUAGGGUACGGUACGGAAAUUGUAGAGUAGGGCUUGGGAUAAGGCUGGAGCAGAGUAAGGUAGGGAGAGCAAGAUAGAGUAAAGUACAGUACGGCCUAAACAAUUUAUUUUUUAGAUAAUCCUAAUGAGGUCAGUAAACCCAUCUCUACCGUACUGGUUAUUCGCCGUACUAUUAACCUUACAAUGGUUAGUAUUGGCCCUAUUUAUGCCCAGCAAAUCGGCCGAUGAACUACCAGAAAGUAUGCCAAAUCGAUCCAAAAAAGAGCUUAAAUUAUUGGAAAACGCGUAA
Bursaphelenchus okinawaensis is the source of this 5042-nucleotide messenger RNA. The record is from the annotation of a GenBank genome assembly. NCBI's taxonomy places the organism in Eukaryota, Metazoa, Nematoda, Chromadorea, Rhabditida, Aphelenchoididae.